This is a messenger RNA of Lotus japonicus, 6179 nucleotides long. Its product is annotated as homeobox-DDT domain protein RLT2-like. Gene Ontology annotation, molecular function: DNA binding. Gene Ontology annotation, biological process: regulation of transcription by RNA polymerase II. The transcript is spliced from 18 exons. The record is from RefSeq and is a predicted model, not a curated record. Lineage: Eukaryota; Viridiplantae; Streptophyta; Magnoliopsida; Fabales; Fabaceae. Bases 586 to 5841 code for a protein of 1751 amino acids.
CCCACCCAAAAUCUAGAGAGAGAAACAACUUCAAUUGCAAACCACACACAAAUCACAAUCACAUUCCUUUGUGAAUCAAUUUCUCAUUGCUCAUCUAUCUAUCUCUCACGCAAAUCAAAACAAUUUAUUAGUAUAUAAAUUCCAUUUUCUUUUUCUUUUUCUUCUGGGUCAUUUUAUCGAACACAACACAUUACUACGAUAAAACUUAAAAAUCAAAAACAGAGAGAAAGAGAGAGAUUAAAAAAAAGAAAAAAACAAUUUUUGAUGGCAGCGUUUGGGAAAUGCAGCAACACUGUUGAUUCGUUUGUUCCUACUAGUUUCUUUUUCAAUAAUCACAGUUCAUCACACAAACACAAACCCCUUUUCUAUUAUUUUCAUUUUCCUCCAUAAUCUUAAUUAUUAUUCAUUCUUGUGUUUUUUGUUAUUCCCCAAAUCUAACCGCAUAUCUCAAUCACACACAAACCCAUAUAGAGAGAGAGAGAGGGAAUCUGAAAUGUUAGAGAGAGAAGCUCUGGCUCUGGCUUGUUGUUCAUUAGGGUUCAAUUUGUGAGUGUUUUGUGCGAGUGUGAGCUUGAUUUUUUGGCUAUGGAGUGUGGUUCGGAGGAAGAGAACAAGAAGAAUACACCAGAGGGGGAGAACAAGGUCAAGCGCAAAAUGAAGUCUGCUUCACAGUUGGAGCUUCUUGAGAAAACUUAUGCUGUGGAGGCCUACCCUGGGGAGGUGCUGCGGGCUGAGCUAUCUGAGAAAUUAGGUCUGUCAGAUCGUCAAUUGCAGAUGUGGUUCUGUCACCGGAGACUGAAGGACAGGAAGGCUACGCCGGGGUCCAACAAGCUGCUAAAUGACUCACCGCCGACUUCAGGUCCAGUUGGUGAGCGUGCUGAACAAGUAGCAAAGGCUGAUGUCAAGCAUGAUGGUGGUGUGGCUUCUGAGUUGAGGCCAUUUGGUCAUCCUGACUCGUGGCGAGUUGUGCCACAGCCUGGGAUUAUGGCCUUUCCUAUUAUGGGGGCUGCUGGGUUGCCUGCAAUGGAGAGCAGUAGUUACAAUGAACCUCAUCAGACCAGAGAGGAGCUGCGAGCUAUUGCAUUUAUGGAAAGACAGUUGGGGGAGCCAUUAAGAGAGGAUGGACCGAUUCUGGGAAUGGAAUUUGAUUCUUUGCCACCGGGUGCAUUUGGUGCACCAAUAGGGGCUGUGACAAUGGGUCAACACAGGCAAUCUGGAAGGACCUUGGAGGCAAAAACUUAUGAACAGCUGGACAAGGGUGUUUCAUCAAGGACUCUCCAUGAAUAUCAAUUUAUUCCAGAGCAGCCAACUGUUAAAAUCGAGAAAUAUGAGAGAGUUUCCCCCUCCAUCCACUUUAGUUCUCCUGAUGGCAUUCCACAUCGUAGGACAUUAUUACCUAGUGGGCGAUCUUGCCUUAAUGGGAAUGAAUCUGCCCCUUAUGGAUAUGGAGUUCAAGGUCAGAUACCUCGUCUAAAUCUUUUGUCCGAGCAAGGAAGGCAGAAUCAUCUUUUUCCUUCUGCUUCAGGAGGAAAUGAUGUUCUACAAAAGAACCCGUUUAUUGAUGCAACUUUCGAAACUCAUAAUGGGGCUCACCCAAUAACUCUGAUUGACAGCCCUCUAAUGCCAUCUAAUAGGAGGGUUAUCCAUGAGGAGGAACUUUCAAGGUUUCAAAGGAAGCGAAAGAUUGAAGAGGCUAGAAUGCAACGGGAACUUGAAGCACAAGAGAAAAGAAUUAGAAAAGAGCUUGAAAAACAGGAUAUUCUAAGGCAAAAGAGAGAGGAGCAAAUAAAGAAAGAAAUGGAGAGGCAUAACCGUGAGAGGCAGAAGGAAGAGGAAAGGUUAUUGCGUGAAAGACAGCGAGAGGAGGAGAGGCUUCAAAGAGAACAGAGGCGGGAACUUGAGCGGCGGGAGAAGUUCUUACAGAAGGAAUCAAUCAGAGCUGAGAAACUGAGACAGAAGGAAGAGCUUCGCAGGGUUAAAGAGGCAGCGAGGAUCAAAGCUUCCAAUGAAAGAGCUAUUGCCCGUAGAAUGGCCAAAGAAUCAAUGGAACUUAUUGACGAUGAACGUCUGGAACUUAUGGAGUUAGCUGCAUCAAAGAAGGGGCUUUCUUCAAUACUGGCUCUUGACUAUGAAACUAUGCAAAAUCUUGACUUAUAUCAAGAUGAGCAGACUUCUUUCCCACCAAAGUCAGUACAGUUGAAACAAGCCUUUUCAAUUCAACCUUGGUCAGACUCUGAUGAGAAUGUAGGAAAUCUUCUGAUGGUUUGGAAGUUCUUGAUUACGUUUGCUGACGUUCUUGGAAUAUGGCCGUUUACCUUGGAUGAACUUAUACAAGCUUUUCAUGACUAUGACUCUAGGUUAUUAGGUGAGAUUCAUAUUGCUCUUCUGAGAUGCAUUAUAAAAGAUAUUGAAGAUGUUGCAAGAACACCCUUUACUGGGUUAGGGGCUAACCAAAACAAUGUUGCCAAUUCUGGUGGGGGACAUCCCCACGUUGUUGAAGGGGCAUAUUUGUGGGGUUUUGAUAUAAGAAAUUGGCAAAGUCACUUAAAUCCAUUAACAUGGCCAGAGAUUUUGCGACAAUUUGCAUUGUCAGCAGGAUUUGGGCCUAAAUUGAAGAAACGGAAUAUUGAGCAGGCUCUCUCUGGCAAUAACGAUGAGGGCAGUGAUGGUAAGGAUAUAAUUUCUAAUCUACGCAGUGGAGCAGCUGCAAAAAAUGCUGUUGCUAUUAUGCAAGAGAAGGGAUUAUCUAACCCAAGACGAUCUAGGCAUCGAUUGACGCCUGGCACAGUUAAAUACGCUGCAUUUCAUGUCCUUUCGCUCGAAGGAAGCAAAGGCCUCAAUAUAUUAGAAGUUGCAGACAAGAUUCAGAAAUCUGGACUUCGUGACCUUACAACUAGCAAAACUCCAGAAGCUUCUAUAUCAGCUGCUUUGUCUAGGGAUACAAAACUAUUUGAAAGGACAGCUCCUUCAACAUAUUGUGUACGUCCUGCAUAUAGAAAGGACCCAGCUGAUUCUGUAGCAAUUUAUUCAGCUGCUAGGGAAAGAAUCAGGAUAUUCAAAAGUGGGUUUAUGGAUGCAGAAGACGUUGAUGAUGGUGAAAAGGAUGAAGAUUCUGAAAGUGAUGUGGCAGAAGAUCCCGAGAUUGAUGAUUUAGAAACUGAAACAGAUAAGAAAAAAGAGGUUUCCAAUUCUUUGGGAUUUAGUGAAAACACUGUAAUCGAAAGUAGAAAGGACAAUGGUGAGGUUUUACAAACUACUGAUGCUUGGCCUGAUAAAGUGGAUGAGGGUUUAGCUCCCGUUGUAGCUGAAGGCCUCAACAAACAUAAAAUUGUGAGCACCUCUAGUAAAAUUGCUGUUUGCAGCAAUGCUGUGACUAUUUCUGAUAUAGACGGUGAGGAUGUUGAUGAUAGCAUUCCAGGUGAACCAUGGGUACAGGGGCUUAUGGAGGGAGAGUAUUCAGAUCUUAGCGUGGAGGAGCGUCUUCAGGCUUUUGUUGCUUUGAUUGGUGUGGCAACUGAAGGAAAUUCAAUCCGUGUUGCACUUGAGGAACGUCUGGAAGCAGCAAAUGCUUUGAAGAAGCAGAUGUGGGCAGAAGCACAGCUUGAUAAACGCCGUAUCAAAGAGGAUUAUUUUGUUAAGAUGCAGCCUAUCUCUUAUCUUUGCAAUAAGAAUGAACCAGCUGUUGCAUUUCUAUCAGAAGGGGGUAAACAGUGCGCAUUGCCUACUGCUGACGUAAAACAUGACAAGGAUUUACUCACUCCUUGUGACCAGCUUGAACAGACAAAUGCACUACAGGAAAAUCAAAACAAUCUUCACAGUUCCCCAUUAGAAGUUAACAUGCACAUGCAAGAUUGCUCUACGGGCCCAGAUAAUUAUUCUUUCCAACAAUCAGGAUAUGCUGCUGAAAAAUCAAGGUCAAUUUUAAAAUCAUACAUUGGCCACUUGGCUGAACAGACUUAUAUGUAUAGGGCAUUGCCUCUUGGUUUGGAUCGAAGGCGUAAUCGAUACUGGCAGUUCAUUACAUCUGCUUCUCGUAAUGAUCCUGGCUGUGGCAGGAUUUUUGUGGAGUUACGUGAUGGGUGUUGGAAGCUGAUUGAUUCAGAAGAGGGUUUUGAUGCUUUAUUGGCAUCUCUGGAUGUCCGUGGAAUCAGGGAGUCCUACUUGCAUAUGAUGUUGGAAAGAGUUGAGAUGUCAUUCAAGGAAUCUGUUAGAAGGAAUGUCUUAAAUAGUAACAUGAGAAUGCAAAAUGGGGAUACAGUCAGGAGACUCAAGACAGAAGCUGUUGAAAUGGCUGAGCAAGAUUGCAGUGCUGAUAUUCAUUGUCCUACUACUGUAGGCAUUGAUAAUUUGGAUGCAUCAGAGACCUCAACAUCUUUUGUGGUCCAACUUGGAAAAAGUGAAGCUGAUGACAAAGAUGCUUGUACUAGGUAUCAGGACUUUGAGAAAUGGAUGCGAAAGGAAUGCCUAAAUUCCCCAUUAUUAUGUGCAUUGAAGUUUGGGAAGAAGAGGUGUAACCAACUGCUGGCCAUAUGUGAUGUGUGCCAUCAUGUCUGUUUCUUUGGAGAAGUUCGUUGUCCUUCAUGUCAUAAAACCUUCAGUACUUGUAAGAACAACUCUAGUUCUUCUGAACAUAUUGCUCAUUCUGAAGGCAAGGUGAAGAUUGGCACUGAUUAUUUUUCACCCUCGUCUCCUUUGAGGAUGAGAUUGCUCAAAAUCCUCUUGUCCGUUGUUGAGGUAUCCCUUCCUCAGGAAGCUCUGCUACCUCUUUGGACAGAGAAGUACAGAAAACCUUGGAGUAUAAAGCUGGAAGCUUCCUCAUCAACUGAAGACCUUCUUCAGAUAUUGACUGCAUUGGAAGGUGCCAUAAAGAGGGAGUAUUUGGCUUCAAACUAUGAAACUGCCCAUGAGCUGCUGGGUUCUCUCAGUACUUCUGAAUGCCCCAUUAAUGAUUUCAUAGGUGGUGAAAGGAUACCUGUACUUCCUUGGGUCCCGUGCACAACAUCUGCUGUGGCUCUAAGGCUCAUGGAACUUGAUGCUUGCAUCUUUUACACCUCACGGCAAAAGCUGGAGUCUGAGAAGGAUAAGAAAAUUGGAAUUGUUGUGAAGCUUCCAUCAAAAUAUGCUGCUGCAAAAAAUUCCUACAAUGCUAGUGCCACUGAAACUUCACAUCAGGCUGAGCAUGAGGACUGUGUUGAUCUUGGUGCUGGCCUUGCGAACUACAGCAGAGGACAAAGGGCUCGACAAGGCCGAGUCCAUUCUUGCGGUGGAAAAUCACAAGGAAAAGUUGUUAGUUCAAGAUCCAAAUCUAGAAAGAGAAGUACCAACUCUAAAAACAGAAAAAUGGGCAAAUUACUUGGAUGGAAAGGGAGACCAAGUGACCAAGGAGGACGUGUUCGUGGUCCUCGAAGCAUUAGAAGCUGGCAGAAGCCAGCUGCCAACUUGGACCUAACCAGUGUUGAGAGGGAUACCCCAAAAAAUGUCCCGGAGGAAUCACCUGGUAUCUUUGCCAGAGAGGAGAUUAGUGCUGGUAUUUUGGAAGCCACUGCUCUAAAUGCUAGUAGUUCAGAGAGAUCAGGCUAUGAAGAUGAAAGUUAUCAACCAACAGGCAAUAAGUAUGAUGAUUAUUUGGUGGAUAAUAAUGAUGCAUUUAGUGGGAAACCUGAGAACUUCAUAGACCAGAGCCACUAUAAUGUGGAAGAUUUGGAUAUUGGAGAUGAUGUAGAUGUAGAUGUUGAUGUUGUUGAUGAUGAUGAAGAAUAUGGGCAAGUUGAUGUUGAUGUUGAAGAUUAUAUAAUUGGAGGGGACUCAGAUAUAGGGGACAACAGAGAUUACAGUGAUUAAAAGUAGAAAAACUUAAAUGGAGUGACUCCAUUAGUGUCUAUAAGUUAAAUUUUAUUUUUUUUAGUAAUGUAGGAUUAGGCCAAUGAUCAGGUUUUUUGGGAUAGAAUUUGUAGUGGUAGACUGCAAAAUGAUGAAAGGAAAUUCGUUUCCCCUGCCAUUAUAACAUGUUUCCAACAGCAGGAAAAAUCUUGUUAGCUUAAGGCAAAGUCUUGCAUCCUCAAAGGGGAUCACAUUUUGCACUCUCCGAAAUUCGUAUUGGCUCAUUUUAUAUAUUUAUUUUCACAAUGUUUGUACUACAUUUUUAUAAGAUUAAGUGCAGCUGGAAAAAAAAUUAUUCA